Molecule: messenger RNA, 8191 nt
Organism: Homarus americanus (American lobster)
Lineage: Eukaryota; Metazoa; Arthropoda; Malacostraca; Decapoda; Nephropidae
Product: myelin transcription factor 1-like
Exons: 13
Coding region: 8-3913 (1301 amino acids)
Biological process (GO): regulation of transcription by RNA polymerase II
Cellular component (GO): nucleus
Molecular function (GO): zinc ion binding; RNA polymerase II cis-regulatory region sequence-specific DNA binding; DNA-binding transcription factor activity, RNA polymerase II-specific
Source: RefSeq, a predicted model, not a curated record
CAACGAGAUGCGUAUUGUUGAGGAUGAGAGUGAACUGCGCGAGCUUGAUCUCUCGAUGCCAGGAAAGCACAAACCAGAGGCUUUGAGUAAAGUGAGUGAACAGAACCAGAAGAACGAGAUUAAGAACCUCGAUUUUUCCGUUUUUAAGUCGCAUAAGGCCAAGGAUACCAAGAGUUCAAAGGCUUCAUCAAGUUUGGAUGACCAGAAUGCCGCCGCCUGUCUUCUCCAGCUCAAGUCUUCCUCUACUCCCCAAUCUCCAUAUGUUGUCAAAAUCCUCUCGCCCGAACCCGCCCACCAAUCCAGCCUCCUGCUCCCCGGCCAGCCAAUGAGAGCACCAUUCGCAACCAGAGCUCCACCCCUAGAGGCUCCUCAACCUAUCAUACCGUCGCUUGGCUUGGAGAGCAGUAAGUGCCCUACGCCGGGAUGUAACGGGACGGGUCACGCCACCGGCCUCUACUCCCACCAUCGUUCUCUCUCAGGCUGCCCCAAAAAGGACAAGGUCACCCCAGAAAUCCUCGCGGCGCACGAGACGAUUGUCAAGUGCCCGACGCCCGGGUGUUCCGGCCGGGGUCACGUAAACCAGUCCCGCCACUGCCAUCGCUCCCUCUCCGGCUGCCCCGUCGCCGCCGCCUCCAAGCAGGCCGCCAGACACGCCCGCCAACGCAUGGCCCUUCUGCAGCAACCACACAUCCCGCUACAGCAGACUGCCCCAACCUCAGACCACCUCUUGAGGCCCGUGUGUUUGGUGAAGCAGCUCGACUUCUCUCAGCCAUCGCUCCCUCUCCUCUCUGGCGCAGCCAGUGCUUCCGUAGCCUCCACCACGUCUUCAAUUUCGUCAGCCACUGUCUCCUCUACUCCAGUGUUUCCAGGGACCUCAGCGUCACUCCCCACUAGUCUAGACCUGACCGCCGGACCCUCCUCAAAAUCUUUAUCUCUAAUACCCUCAACGUUUGCCUCCACUUCGUCCGAUUUAACGUUGCCAGUGGUGGCAAAGACAGAGACUUACGUAACGUCUUCCACUUUGUGUAAACCUUCAGUGACAACUUCUGUCAGUAUUCCUUCCCCGCAGGGGUUCGCUUCCCUGUGUUCCCCUGCGUCAGAGGAAGACACAAGCCUCACUGGGGUUUCACCCCCUCCAUCAGCUGCAAGUCCCUCCUCCAUCCUCAAAAGUGCCGGAAUUUGCUCGACCAGUUUCGCGGGAACAUCUUCCGCCACUUCCAGCAAUAGUGUUGAAGCGCGGUCGUGUGAUCGUGACCGCUUGAUGGAGACGUCAACGCUGCCGCCCCCUGCAGCCCGCGACCCACCCGGCCUCCGCCCUCAGGAUCCUCCCAAGGCCUGCAUGGAGGAGGUGGCAGGGGGAGGCAGGCUGGCCCUUACCCCAACCAACAACAACAACACCACCACUACCAACAAUAACAACAACAAUAACAACAACACCAACACCAGCAACAGUGGCACUACCACAACCACCAGCCCCAACAACAGCAGUAAUAGUAACAACAACAGCAGAACUCACAGUCACAGUCCUCACAAAGCUCUCUCCUCCCUCAACUCCUCGGUGAGCGUCAAGGCCACGGAGAGCUCGGGGCUGGGCUGCUUUGGUUACAAAGGUGAGGACGAGGCGGGCUUGAUCCGACCUGCAGCCAUCACGGAGGUGCGGGCGAGUGAGGCGCGGUUUGACCUCCCCCACUCCUACACCACUCUAGACCUGGACCGCCAGUCCGCCAUCCCUGUCUCACAACCACACAUGCCGCCCACGCCCACCACAUUCGACACCACCGUCGCUGGUGGUGGAUCCUUACCAGGGGGGUCUAUCGCCCCCAUGACCCCAGGCCCCCUCGUGAGCGGUAAUGGUUCCCUUCUCUCACAUGGUCCCUUUGAUGCCCUCAAGCCGCCCGUGUCCUCGGAGUACCCAAUCACCACCACCCACAACAGUUUCUUCAUGAACAAGGCGUGUGGGGCGGAGGUCAAGCUCAACGACACUCCGACGCCCUGUUCUGUUGCCUGUAUGCCGCCAGUUCCACCCAACUCCAUGUACCAAAGCCCCGGCUACCGCUACGACAGCUCGGCAAUCAACCUCAGCGUCAAGACCUCGGCAUUGGGCCCUAAUCCCAUGUCUCCGGCUAAUGUCAUGGACCUCUCGGGCCCCAUGGGUACUGGAGGACCCAUGGUGACAUCCCCGCACUACCCUGGGCCAGGCGUGUCCCCCUGCUACAGCGGCCCACAGCUUGUGUCCCCAGGCAGCUCUCACGACUCUCAGCACACCAACCAAACUCUCGACCUCUCUCUAGCCCGCCCACCCGGCUCUCUCAGUGGACCCACAAGCCCAGAGUACAGCCCUCCCUCACGCCUGGGGUCGGGUUACCCUGGAGGCGGCGCGCCCUUCCAGCAGCCUCCGGGCAUCGACGAACAGACAGAGCCCGUAGAUUUCUCCUCCCCAGCCGAGCCCGUCAACUUCAGCCUGGCGCGGCCCCUAGAGUACGGCGUCACCCCUGACUACUCCCGCGCCCCUACCGCCCCCGCCUGCCCGCCCCACGAUAACACCUACGCCACCACUCCCGACAGAACACACGACUUCAGGAACAUGAAUGGCUACAACACCAUGACGACCCGGCCCUAUGACGUGACCACGGCCUACAACGCGGGUUACAUGGGCUAUCAGGGCUACCAAGGGGGCUACAUGGGAGCCGGCAGCUACGGGGCUACGAUGGGCGGAGACUACAUGACGACGAGCGCUUGCACCACGCCCUACCAGCUCUCCCCCUCCCGCUCACAACCCCCGCCCACGCCCAUGCCAGACAGCGUACGUCCUUACUCCCGUAGUAGCGGUAGCCGGAGGGACGGUAAGGAGCUCAUUCAGUGUCCGACGCCAGGCUGUGACGGGAUGGGCCACGUCACCGGCAACUACGCCACGCACCGCAGUCUUGGUCAAAAAAAUCUUCACCUGGCCAAGUCUAUCCUCGCCCCACCAUCCAGCCUGUCCGGAUGUCCCCGCGCGGAUCGCUCGAGUAUCCAGCACCAGACGCAAGAGCUGAAGUGUCCCACGCCCGGGUGUGAUGGGUCGGGGCACGUGACUGGCAACUACUCCUCCCACCGCUCACUCUCCGGCUGCCCCAGAGCCAACAAACCCAAGCACAAACCUAAAGACACCCAGGAUUCUGAACCACUCCGCUGUCCAGUCCCUGGAUGUGAUGGGUCGGGGCACUCCACGGGCAAGUUUCUCAGUCACAGGAGUGCCUCGGGCUGUCCCAUCGCCAACCGCAACAAGAUGCGCUCCCUCGAGGGGGGCGGGGGGGCGGGGCUGGGCAUGGGCAUGGGCGUCUCCACUGGGUUAGCUGCCAUGGGCGAACCGCGGCCUCCCCUCCUAGCGGCGUCCUACUCCACGGGCGGCCCUACUGGUCCUCCCGCGGCCGCCCACAGCCUCUUGGCCCGCCCACUCCUCCACCAACUGCAGCCCCCGCCAGCCAAGAAGCUCAGGAUGGAUGAUUCAACCCUGGUCUUCAAGACAGACGGCGAGGACCACACUGGCUUGGCCUCGGAGAUCUCGGAGUUGCAGAAAGAGAACGCUUCCAUGGAGGUGCACGUGAGCAAAUUACGCCAUGACGUCUCCUCUAUGGAGGCUGCGCUCAAGGUCGAACAGAAGGAGGCGGCUGGUGCUGGUGAGAGGGGAGCGCAGUUGACCGAGUAUUACGAGUCGUUGCGGAAUAAUGUCAUGUCGCUACUGGAGCACGUCAAGCUACCCGGAGGCGGCACAACGCCCACCAACGACCGCAUCGGUCAUGACAACUUCGACUCCUAUCUCUCCAAGAUCCACUCCCUCUGCACCGACAACUACUGCGAGGACUCCAGGCCCCUCUACGACAGUGUUCGCUCAGCUCUCCAUGAUUUCACAGUGCCCCCGACGCCCAUCUGACAUGACUAGGGGUACGCCGGGGCGGGGACGGCAUCCUCCAUGGCCGCCGCCAGCGUCCCGCCCACCCACACAUACUUCCCAACCUCCUUCACCACGCCCUUCUUUGGCGUGCCGCCAGUGAACACAAGCAUGGCCAACAGUGUGGCUAUGGGUAACACCAUGAACACCAAUAUGAGCAGCAGCAACGCAGCAGCCUUCACAAGCACAAGCAGCAGUAACAGCGGCGGCAGCAACAACAGUGGCAUCAACAGCAUGGGCGGCAGCAGGUGACGGGAGUAGUGAAGUUUCCCGCCCUCAGCUGGUGCUUCACUACAACCUGGCGUCCAACUACUCAUGGUAGGACCACCCCCUCCCACACCUGCUGAACCCUCACAUAAUGUUGGUGUUAAUGGGCGCCACCAGCCGCGUGAUGAUGCAUUACGCUGAGCUCUGGCACCUGGUGUUAUGGCCACGGUUAGUGGCACCCCUGAUGUGGGGGCCUUGGUCAUUCUUCUGGCACCCUUGGUGUGAGGACCUUGGUCACUGGUGCCCUAGGUGUGAGGGUCACGGUUACUGGCGCACCCAGUGUGAGGACCUCGGUCACUGAUGGCCCUAGUAUGAGGGCCGCAGUCACUGUGGCACCCCUAGUGUGAGGGCCCUGGUCACUGGCGCGUCCCAGGUCCUAGCCACUGCUCACCCUCUGUGUUGCCACUCCCACCACGAGCUUUAACGUCUGCGAUGUUAAUGUAAAUAAUCUAAGACAUUUUCUCUGUAAAAAAAUAAUGUUUACCAUAGGUCAAGUCGUUUGUUGGUGUAUUUGAAAACUGUCUAGACAAUUAGCUUGCUCUACAUUGUCGAACAUCUAGUAUUGUGUGUGUAUUCAGGAAGUCGACUUUCCAGCAAGCUAGGUGUCUAAUGCGCCAAGCCAGUGUGAUGACGUAUGUGUUAGAAUAGGGAGCUUCGAUAAUGUUCCUUUGCAUAAAACUUUUCAUUUUCUUAAAAGAGUGAGAAGUGAAGUUUACCUCGGUUUAGAACUGCUUGACGAACACUGAAAGAUAACCCUUAUUUUACCUGUCCAGUGGUUGUGGGUUGACUUGGCCGGCAAAGGAUCCGCCUGGCAGCUCUCGACAAUUGAAGGGUUAAAAGUGGUCGGCAUCUUUUGGUGUUGCUUUUUGCUUCACUAUCUAGUCAUUUGGAGGUAUUCUGGACGUAAAAAUAGUUGUGUUACUGUUUUAACUAUAUUCAAACUAUAACUACCUAGGUUUACUUAUUGCCUACUAAGCGUUUACUUACACUCCAAAAUCGUCAUCAUGUUGGUGUGUUGACAUUGAUAUUACCACACAAUAUUAACAGGUUUAUUUGCCACCUGCAGGUCUGUAUUGUGAUGCCUUAUGUGAAAUUCAGUAAAACAUUUAGUGGGUCCAUUAUUAUGAAACAUCACAAACCUUAUAUUGUUCUUCACAGAUGAGCAGUCUACAUGUUUUCUGAUGACACAAGCAUAGAUAAUUUGGCCUCCUUAUAUAUUCAUUGUUGUUGGACAAUCAAAAAUACCCAGACAGGUAUCCAGCUUCCUUGUAAAUCUUUCGGUGAGUUUGGAUGUUGUGAUGAAAUGUAAGAUUAUCAGCUAUACCAGUCUAGACUUCCGAAUUUGUGAGUGUUUUACACCAAGUGCAUCAGUCAGUCUCUUCACUGCACCGUUUACAGUAGAGUCUAAGAUUAUCCGGCUGAAACAAGGAGAGAUCACUGGCCACAGAGACAUGCUAAGAAUGUGUAUCAUAUUCAAUAAUGUUGUGCUGCCCACCGUUAUGAAUGAUUAUUUGUCAUGUGGAUUGUUUUAUUUAUUUGAGGCACCAAAUACUAACUGAUUGUGGUUGUGAGUGAGUGCCAUCCCUCAGAUUAUACGAUAUUAUUUAUGGAAACUUUUGUGGUGUAAAGAUGCAAGUAUUCAUUUAAUCUCAUGUCACGAUUUCCAUACUACAUUAUUCGUGCUUUGUAUCUGUGGUAGCAGUUGUGUUGCUGGUCUGAUGAAAACUUGUCUGACAGCCAUAACCCAGUAGGAAAAAGCAUCAACUAGGAACUGUACUUGCUUUAGUUUACUCAUUUGUAAGUAAUUUACACUUACUAAUACAACUAAACGUUUUCUUCCGGACUCCAGUGUGUAUGUGUGUGUUACAUUUUACGGAAACUGGAUAAAGUUUAUAUAUAACAUAGAUAUUUGAUACCGUAUGACAGGUUAAAUUAUGUUAAUGUAAUCCAUAUUUAGGAUUCUCUUACUCGUCAACGCUACCUGAUCUUCAGCCCCCAACUCACCUCUCUUAGUAUUAUCUACAGCUACGCCAGCCUCUGAUGGCGUCAAGGUAUUACGUUCACCAGGAAGUGAUGAGAGCCAGUCAGGAUUUUAUACUUGCUUUUCAUACGUAUUUCUUAAUCAAACAGGUAUGGAAAGCGCUAAAUUUUAUUUUGAUUAGACAAUAAGAAAUGAUUAGGUGCCAUCGCUAUUAUAUGGUGAUAAAACAAAUUCCAUAAGAAUGGUCAAAUUCAGCACAAACGUACGGCGAAGUUAACAUUUAAUAUAGUAAAACGAGGAUGUUUACUACUGCCAGUGUGCAUGAGGAGCGAUUAGUAAUUCUGAUUUUUUUUUUUAAGUAAAAUGUGAUCCUACUUUGUUUUGGAAUGUUUAUGUACAAGUGUUAUUUGAGUGGUUGUUGAGUACUUGUGUGGGAGCUGCUGGAUAUGACCUCAUUGUUACUCUUGGAUCUGAAUCUGCUUGAGGCUGCUACAAGCACUUCAACCUUUCAGCUUACAAGGAACAGGGUGAGGUACUAUGCAGUUGCUUCUGCAGGUGGUACUUGUGUCUGAGGCGACACAUACAAUACAGGGAACUUUGAUCCUUCUGUUGGAAAACUUGGAUAAGUUUGCUGCAAUAAUAGAUGCCAGAUGAUGACCAGUAUGUCAUAGCUCAUACUUGUUUGUUCAAUCGAUUUAUAUGUAUCCAGUAUGUGAGACUGUAAGACGUAACACGGAAGAAGUAUUGAGAAAUCUUCUUGGACAAUGUGUGUGUAUAAUCUUAAUCUGAAAAAAAGGUGUAUCAGUUAUGUAGGGACAAUAAAUGUAAAGCAGGGAGAGCGUUCUUCUCCCUUGUCCCGUGUGAUAGAGAAUUAGUAGGACCCCGGUGUUGUAUAUAUGAACUCUCUCCCUACAGCAACUCUCCCUUGCUAAACCUCCCGUUCUUUCACUCCCUAGUCCCUCCAUUUACCUUCUAUUUACAGUGAGUGAGGGUGUAAAAUUAUCCCUUAUAGAUAGAUUUUAUCCGUUGGAUAGACUAAACCAUCAGAUGGCAUUAGUGUGGUAUUGUAAAACAGACCAGUGUAGAAACAUGGCUUCAGCGUGGAACUACUACACAAGAUUUUAUUAACUAAAUUUCUGUAACAUAAUCAGGGACCACUGACAAAGGUCUGGGACAGCAGAAGAUGAGUGAACAUUCCAUUGUGGUGUCAACACCUGCAUACUCGAGAACACAGAUGCAGUUCAAAUUUGAAAAAUUGCCAGCAUACAGAAAGUAGGUGUAGGUGUCGUGAGGUUGGCACACACCACCACCAACAACAGCAACAGCGGCUGAAUCUCUACAGAAGGAUGUGUCGAGUUGUGUAUUUUUGUAGGUGGCCAUGGAAUGACCAAAUUUUAUAAUAAGUGUUGUGUCAAUCCAUAUUACUGUGGUUGAACAUCGUACGGUCAAGCUUUCUAUCAGUGAAUAUUCUGGUUUUCACUUACUAGAUGUGAUAUACACUUGGAGAUUUCUAGAAGCCUAAAAUACUCACGCUGCACAAAAUGUACCAAUUUCAUUUUGAAGGGUCAAGAUGUGAUAUACAAGAAUUCUUGUUGGUGUAUUAUAAACUCUGUUAUCAAACAUUUAUCCAAUGUUAAAGUAUGAGAAAUCUUCAAGGAUUCACAGAAGUUUUGCAUGGCAAUGGCUUUAUAUAAAUCCCUGUUAUAGUUCCGGAAGUAGUGACCUACAGACUGUUUUUACAUCUAUUGUAUAAAUUAUGUCCCCUAUGUUUUAGAGGAUAUCAAACACUUGUGUUCAUUGUUUGUGUUUAACUCUCUGUUCUCUUCUUUGUUGUGUUGUAAAGUGACUCACCAUUGCCAGCAGUUGACACUCAGUCGGUGGACGGAGCCUAGUUCUCUCAAGGCUCAUGUUUUGACUUGGGGCCCACACAGUCAGCUCUGCACCUUUGGGCCAUAUUUUUUGUAUAAAUGUACCUUAUCACUGAAUGUAUUAAACUGUCAUUUUGAAAUUAA